UUUUAUAUUUAAAGAUAGUCUGGAGAUUAGGGAUUUUAAUUGCGAAACCCUAAUCUCAACCCUCCGCCUUAAUCAAUGGCGGAUGAAGUCGUGUCUACCGUUUGCAUAAACGACACACUGACGGACGACGAGCUGAGAUCGGUUCUGGCGCGGCUAGACUGUGACAAGGACAAGGAAGUAUUCGGUCUGGUCUGCAAGAGAUGGCUGCAUCUGCAGAGUACCGAGAGGACGAAACUCUCUGCACGCGCGGGAUCGCACAUGCUCAACCGCAUGGCUGCCAGGUUCACUCGUGUGCUGGAGUUGGACCUCUCUCAGUCCGUGUCCAGGUCUUUUUAUCCCGGGGUUACCGACUCCGAUCUCGCCGUCAUCGCCGAAGGUUUCAAGUGCUUGAAGGUGCUCAAGCUGCAAAAUUGCAAAGCUAUUACUGAUAAAGGAUUAGCUUUGAUUGGUAGCGGUCUUCCUUCCCUACAGUCUUUGGAUGCAACAUAUUGCCGAAAGUUAACAGACAAGGGAUUGUCAGCUGUUGCUGAAGGCUGCCAUGACCUGAGAAGCCUCCAUCUGGCUGGCUGCAGAUUUGUCACCGAUGGAUUGCUGUUAGCUCUUUCUAGGAAUUGUAAGAAUCUAAUAGAGUUGGGCCUGCAGGGAUGUACCAACAUUACCGACUCUGGACUCGCAGAUCUCGUUGAUGGCUGUCAACUAAUUAGGUAUUUAGACAUUAAUAAGUGCAUCAAUGUUGGGGAUUUUGGGGUUUCCAAGGUUGCCGAGGCUUGUUCAUCGUCUCUGAAGACGCUGAAGUUGUUGGACUGUUAUAAAGUUGGAGAUGAGUCCGUAUUCUCCUUAUCCAAAUUCUGCAAAAAUCUUGAAACUCUUAUAAUCGGUGGUUGCCGGGGUGUGUCUGAUGAGUCUAUAAAGUCGUUGGCGGCAGCGUGUAAAAAUAGUUUGAAGAAUUUGCGGAUGGAUUGGUGCUUAAACAUUUCUGAUUCUUCAUUAAGAUGUAUUCUAAAACAAUGCGAGAACUUAGUGGUGCUUGAUAUCGGAUGCUGCGAGGAGGUUACAGAUGCUGCUUUUGAAAGUCAAGGAAAUGGGGAAAUUGAGUUUGGCUUGAAGGUUUUGAAAGUCAGUAACUGUCCGAAGAUUACAGUGUCGGGAAUAGGUAUGCUUUUGAGUCGAUGCAAUUCUUUGGAAUACCUUGAUCUGAGGUCUUGUCCUCAUGUAACUAAGGUAGCUUGCGAUGAAGCCGGAUUAAUUUUUCCCGAGUUUUGUAAAGUAAACUUCACUGGUAGUUUAAGCGAGCCUGACAUCCUCGUUUAAGAUGAAGCACUUAACUGUUGCAAGUACUUGACCAGGUAUUAAAGCCAAGUAGAGUGCCAUAGCAGGUGAGGGCUUUUAGCAAUUUCUUUCCGUGUCUUGUACAUGUUAUGCAUGAAGCUUGGUUGGGGUAAUGUUUGUUGUUUAUUAUUUUGGUCGUAUGUGUAUUUUGCAUGUAUAUUACUCUUCCCAUGACUUGGUGGAGUGAUGUAAUUUGUUCUUACAUCUCCAUUGAUUUGU
Molecule: messenger RNA, 1548 nt
Organism: Hibiscus syriacus
Lineage: Eukaryota; Viridiplantae; Streptophyta; Magnoliopsida; Malvales; Malvaceae
Product: F-box/LRR-repeat protein 4-like
Exons: 2
Coding region: 76-1311 (411 amino acids)
Biological process (GO): SCF-dependent proteasomal ubiquitin-dependent protein catabolic process
Cellular component (GO): SCF ubiquitin ligase complex
Molecular function (GO): protein binding
Source: RefSeq, a predicted model, not a curated record